UUGGAAAGCCAGUCAACGCCAUCUUCUGUUGUGUCCUCCAGUUGUGCUGCAUCUAUCAUAAACGAGUAUUCUAAUCAGGACCCGAACUUUGCCUCUGAAGAUGAUCCAGACUUGCAAGGCCCACGUUCCACUAUGCGGCGUUCAGCAUCGUCAACUGAUUCGCAGUCUUUCCCAAAACGUAGGAGUAGACGCAAAGAGCCCCUAACUGAACAACGAAAAUUUAAUAUAGCAAUGGCCAAGAAAUUAUCUCCAAUCGCAAAGUAUAAGGAACAGAUGAAGAAGGUGAAAGCGAAACGGAACCAAAGACGAAAGUUCUCUCUCAUUCAUAGCUUCGAAAGUUCUGUUUCAACAAAGAGAAGGGAAGUCAUAGAUAGGUCGUCAUCGCUCAAGUUUCAAUGUUUCCUUCAACCACCUCCAUCUCCUACAAAUGUGCAUUCACCUCCAACUUCUACAGUUUCUACACUCACCCCUCUACCACAACCAUCAGCAUUUUAUCCACCACGGCCAAUGUAUAUAGUAGAUGAUACAGCCACCACAAUCAGCCAGUUCCCUCAGGAAGUUAUUGCUUAUCAAACGCAAAUAGCUUCAUCAACAGCAUUAUACUCAGAAAACUCGACAACAGCCAUAACACCGACUGCCUUACGUAACGCCUCCAUCUUCGUUCCAAAUAACUGA
This is a messenger RNA of Auanema sp. JU1783, 675 nucleotides long. Lineage: Eukaryota; Metazoa; Nematoda; Chromadorea; Rhabditida; Rhabditidae. The record is from the annotation of a GenBank genome assembly.